Molecule: messenger RNA, 1398 nt
Organism: Corticium candelabrum
Lineage: Eukaryota; Metazoa; Porifera; Homoscleromorpha; Homosclerophorida; Plakinidae
Exons: 2
Coding region: 223-1206 (327 amino acids)
Source: RefSeq, a predicted model, not a curated record
AACACACUUGCUUACUCACUGCGAUCAUUCGAUUGCAGAACCUGCCAACAAACGUUUUAGUUGGCACAAGAAAGCAAUCAAUAAAGCAGAUCUCACCCAGACCCGCGAGCUCUAGACCGUUGCCGACUGCAAAGCAGCGUCGUGAUCGUUGGACUAACAAAGAAAAUCCAACAAGAACUUGCUGACCAGGUGAUUACAUGCUGCACGUGAUCUCAAAAACAUAUGGCAUCAGCAAGAAAGAAAGAACCAAUAGUUGGCACUAGCAGAGACGCCGCUUGGUUUCCAGGUGCCAAGGUUGUAACGCUGAACUGUAACGGGCCAACGCAAAAAGGCUUCUCUGCGCUGCGGCACGAAAACGUGGAGCGAAUACUUUGCCUAGCGACGAGAAAUGCAGUAGACUUUAUUCUCGUGCAAGAACUGAAGGGACUGACAGGGAGACGAGCCGUCGAAGCAGCUCGAAGUUACUUACCCGUGCAACAUGUGGGAUCAAACACAGACGCCAACAUUUUCUACAACUCGGCAAAGUAUGAAGCGAUGCCAUUCAAUCUCAGAAAGUACUGGGACGCUCUACGGUAUACGCCUGGCUCUGUUGCUGAGAUUGGCGUAAGUAGAAUGUCGGUCGGGUUUUUCAAAUACCGUGCAAGCAAUCCCGCUUCUGCUAGAGCAAAGGAUUACUACAUUAUGGUUGUCAGCUGGCAUGGACCACAGUCAAAGGCAAAGAACCUUGAGAAAAAGAGAGAGUACUUUGAGAAUCUCAUGAUAACUAUCGAUACGUUUCGUUUGCGUUUUGCUAGAGAGAAUAAGCUGUUUUAUGACGACGUACCGGUUAUUCUCGGAGGCGAUUUUAACAUAGAGAAGAAAGCAGUUUGGCCUAUGAAGGUCACCAUAUCACGUGACCUAAAGUUUAUUACACGCUGGCCAGAUUAUGAAGCAAGUCCUAGACGCAAAGUCAAAAGGGUGGGAUUUCAAAGAAUCGAUGAAAUUCUUUUCAUGAGAUCGACAAAGAGAGCAGACUUGCCGGUUUAUGUACAAUCUUUGUAUCUUGAAGAUCCGAAACCCAUCGAAGGCUAUAUUUCUGACUCAAAACUCACGCGAGACGAUAUGGCUUGGUUGAAAGAAAAGAAGGAAAAUUACAAGAGUCUAGAUCAUGAUCCUGUGUUUGCUGUGAUUGGAAAAGCUAAGACACGAUCAGAUCAUUUUUGGUAAAUUGUCAUGAAGACUGCGUAUCAAGAGACAUCAAUUUUAUAAAAACUGAAUGAGAAUUUUGUAGCAAUUUUUUACAAAAAAACAUUUACUAUAAUUGGCAACUUUAUAGCUUUACCAAGCAAUAUCAAACUGGCAGUAUAAUAGCUAGGUGUAAUUUUAAAAUGUUUAAUUGCUUUAUUUUUAAACAUAGAG